Molecule: messenger RNA, 2947 nt
Organism: Ctenopharyngodon idella (grass carp)
Lineage: Eukaryota; Metazoa; Chordata; Actinopteri; Cypriniformes; Xenocyprididae
Product: sushi, nidogen and EGF-like domain-containing protein 1
Exons: 9
Coding region: 610-1521 (303 amino acids)
Biological process (GO): cell-matrix adhesion
Source: RefSeq, a predicted model, not a curated record
GGUAAGUAAUUAAUGACAUUAUUUUCAUUUUUGGAUGAACUAACCCUUUAAAUAGAUAAGGUCUGUUGUUUCCAUUCUUGGUGUGAAGGGGCAUUUAAAUAAAUAUAGGUAUGAAAGUCCAUGUAUGUUUUGAAAUUCUGUUUGUUGACUGGUGGAGAGUACGAAUUGGAAAAAUAUCUUACGUAAAGUGUGUCGUGGGACUGUUUCAUACGUCAACAUAAUUCAAUUAUGCAAAAAUGCAUUAGCCUGUUUUUCUUUGCAAAUUCCAGCAUUCUCUUUAUCUAAUCUGACAUAAGGAAAUAGCACAGACACAAUGUCAAGGGGAUGAACUCUUGAAAAAACAAAUGUCUAGAGUUGCUGAUGUGAAGUCAAGCAGUUCUUUCACUUUAAUUGUUGCACAUUGAACAUUGAGUUGUUUUGUGAGAUUUUGAGAACACUUUUGACAGACAUUGACUGAACAAGUCCCUCCCUUCAGUGCUAUGAUAAUUAGGGUCAGAUUUUGACCUUCAGAAGGUGCUUCUGGCAUAUUCCAUAAAGCCGUCUGAGUUACUCUCUGUGAAAUUGUAGCAGUGACAUUCUGGUAUCUCUGACCUCAUCCAAACAUUUAUCAUGAGGUUGUCUCCACUUUCACAAUAUCUGCUGGUGUUCAUAUCAGUCUUGUCACUAAGCAGGGUGACAAAUGCACAGUCAGCGCCAGUGGUAUUCUAUCCAUUCGGCUCAGUGGCAGGAGACACUGUUAAUAUUUCUACUGAGGAUGAAAACUCCACUCUUGUCAACCUGUGGAGACCUUUUGUGUUCUUUGGCCGCACAUACAACAAGACUUAUGUUAAUAGUAGCGGGCUCCUUACAUUCAACCAGCCUUCAUCUGAGUUCUUCACUAAGAACUUUCCCAUCAAUGGAAGUGAAGACAUCAUUGCUCCCCUCUGGACAGACGUUGAUGUCAGUAUGAAUGGCAUCAUCUCAUAUCAGCAGUACUCAAAUGGAAGUGUGCUCACUCAAGCCACUCAGGAUAUAAAACGGUAUUUCCCUGAUCUGAAUUUCACGGCUACUUGGGUCCUUGUUGCAACUUGGGAUAGAGUUGCGUACUUUUAUCACACUGGCACGGAAACAUCGUUUCAAGUGGUUUUAAUUUCGGGUGGUGAUUUGUCUUUUAUUCUCAUGAAUUAUGGUGACUGCGCUGUGACGCCUAAUGUGGUGCAGGCUGGUUAUGACACAAUAAACUCCACGGCCUACUUUGUGAUUCCUGGAUCAAUCAAUGGAAGCGCUAUUCCAAACCUUCUGAACUCCAGUAAUGUAAGUGUUCCAGGUCGAUGGGCCUUCAGGGUGGACGGUGGACCUCAUCAAAAUAAUCUACAAGGAAAUAUCAUAGGAGUUCAAAUGAGAGUUACAUCAUUUUCAGACCUAACAGCGAUUGGAAAAAUUGAGAUUGUUUUAGAGAAACUACAACAGGAGCUGGUCAAGUCCAGCCUGCCGAGCAGCGUGAAGCUGACCUUAAGAAAAAUCCAAAAGAUACAGCCGUAAUAUCGUAAUAUGGAAUAUAUAACUCAUACAAGGAAAGAAAUUCAGAGACUGGUUCAUUAAAUCUCUUAAAUCAAAUAUCCCUGCCAUUAAAAUAUCCUUCAUACAGGGAAGCUAACCAGCAAAUCUAGCCAUUGAGGAUGGAAAUGCUGUCAUUCCAGUUUAAAGUUCUUUGCACAACGUUUUCUGUCAGCUUUGACACAUUCAGAGUCAAAUCACAUUCAUUUCUCUAAAAAAUUCACAGAUGAAGAAUGUCACUCUUCAAGAAGGUAAAUGUUUGUAUGAGGUGUGACAGCGGUUUAAUCUGUCUAUCUGCGGUGUCAAUAGUGGUAAACCUGUAUUCCUCUGUGGCUCCAUUUGCUGGUAAAUCAACUUUUUACAGAUCCAUAUCGUAACUGUCUAUUGGGGAGACGAGGCUAGCUGAAUCUGAAUAUAAUGCUAUUAUUUUUACCUUUAUUGCUCAGGAAAAAAGAUGUAGUCAACUAAACAAACAUUGAGCUUUUGUGACAACAUGCCUCGAUAGAGUGCAAAAGUGCAGAAAAAGAUGUGGAGUACGUUCAUGAUGGAUGGAUGUGGAUGGAAGCACUUUCUUCAGCUCAUACUUGUUGAUCCCGCUCACUGCCAUUAUAAAGCUGAAAUGCGUCAGGAUAUUUAUUAAUAUUUCUCAGAUUGUGUUCAUCAGAAAUAAGAAAGUCAUAUACAUCUAGGAUGGCUUGAGGGUGAGUAAAGCUUGGGGUAAUUUUCAUUUGAAAGUGAACUAAUCCUUUAAGAAAGGAGAGUCUUAUGUCUUCAUAUACCGAAUGUGAUAUUUUACACUUGAUUUAAACUUAAACGCUUUGACUAUUAUCUGAUUAGUACACACAUGCUCUUUCAUUCAGAAAUCUUUGCUGAUCUGCCAUAAGGGGUUGACAUUGCUAGUGUUAAUAGGCCUACACAUUAAAAAGCCUACAUACAAGGCUGUUUUACAUACUGAGGGUCCGAAGUGUGUUGGGUAAACCGAAUCAUAGGGACAAAAGGGUUGUGUUAUUUACUAAACAAAUACACCCACAUUUAUAAGUUGCAAUGUACACAAGCAUGAAGAAGCAUUUUAUAUGUAUGCACGUCAUGGUUUCAUGUUGGUGUUGAUAUUUGAGUUUGUCAAUGUAUUUUUCUCAUAUAUUUCUACACAGUAACAGAGAAAGUGUCACUGGGCCUGUUCGAAUACCCGCACUUACUUGACCACUUGUCUACUUGCAUGACAUCUUUAUGGAGAUCGGAUAAAGUGUUCAAGAGCGUGUAAAGACUGCAAGUGUUUUAAGAUUUUUGUAUUUGGACAGGCCCAAAAUCAAGUAGUAUCACUGAGUUCUCAGUAUCAGAGAUCAAGAUGAAUUCAUGUCUCCAUCUGCUGGUCAGACUUUAGAAAGAAUAUUAAAAUUCAAUUCAUAGGCAA